Molecule: messenger RNA, 930 nt
Organism: Neomonachus schauinslandi (Hawaiian monk seal)
Lineage: Eukaryota; Metazoa; Chordata; Mammalia; Carnivora; Phocidae
Product: G-protein coupled receptor 35-like
Exons: 2
Coding region: 1-930 (309 amino acids)
Biological process (GO): phospholipase C-activating G protein-coupled receptor signaling pathway; positive regulation of Rho protein signal transduction
Cellular component (GO): membrane
Molecular function (GO): G protein-coupled receptor activity
Source: RefSeq, a predicted model, not a curated record
AUGGCCUCCGGGAACAGCUCUCAUGGCUGCAUAGCUGACCCGGGCGGGCGCGUCCUGUCCCAGGUUACCAGGGUCUCCAUCUGCUUCAUCUUGGCUCUGGGGCUGCCGCUCAACGGCCUCGGGCUCUGGGUUUUCUGCUGCCGCCUGCGCAGGUGGACGGAGACCCGCGUCUACAUGGCCAACCUGGUGGCGGCCGACUUCCUGCUGCUGCUGAGCCUGCCCGGAGUCCUGCACACGCUGGGCCAGGAGCAGGGGAACCAGGAGGGCCCUCUGUGCAGGGUUCUGCAGAGCUUCUACUAUGUCAACACCUACAUGAGCAUGUGCCUCAUCACGGCCAUCGCCGUUGACCGCUACACCGCCCUGAGCUUUCCCCUGCGGGCCCGGGCCUGGCGCAGCCCCCGCCAGGCCGCCCUCACCUGCCUGGCCCUCUGGCUGCUGGUCUUUGGGACUGUGGCCCUGGCAGCGUCCUUGCUCCCCGCAGACGAGAACUUCUGCUUUGGGCAGGGACAUAACCGGGGCACCAAGACCCUUGCCUUCUUCCUGCUGUUCUUCUUCCUCUCACUGCUCAUCCUCAGCUUCUGCUCGGGGCAGGUGCUCUGGCGUCUGUUCCGCCAACACACGCGGGCACCGCCCCAGGAGGCUGGCCGCAUCCUCAAAGCCCGCCGUGUAGUGGCCACCAACCUGGCCACCUUCGUGUUCUGUUUCCUCCCACUGCAUGUGGCCUUGAUGGCCAAGCUUGUGGCCAAGUGGACAAGUGCAGCCUGCCCCACCGUCCAGAGCGUCACUGACUUCGUCCAGGUGGCCGCCCGCAUGGCCAACGCCAACUGCUGCCUGGAUGCAAUCAGCUACUAUUUUGUGGCCACAGAAUUCCAGGAAGAGCGAGCACCCCCUCCCCCAACCCCAGCCCUCAAGCUCCAGGAUGCAGGGUGA